UAGAUAGAUAGAUAGAUAGAUAGAUAGAUAGAUAGAUAGAUAGAUAGAUAGAUAGAUAGAUAGAUAGAUAGAUAGAUAGAUAGAUAGAUAGAUAGAUAGAUAGAAUAGCAUAACAUCGAUAGAUAGUGAGGGAUAGCAUAGCAUAACAUAACAUAGAUAGAUAGUGAGGGAUAGCAUAGCAUAACAUAUAUAUAUAUAGAGAGAUAGAGAGAGAGAGUAGAUAUAUAAGUAGAUAACAUGGUUUUCUACUGUAUUUGUGGCGGGUGCAACAACUCCAGCAAAAGUGGACAUAGGGUCCAUUGCUUCCCCAAGGACAAAGGGAUUCUCCGAAGCUGGGUGCAAUUUGUCAAGUUUAGGCGGGCAGAUUUUUCAGCUAGCUCUGUUACCGCGUACUCCAGAAUAUGCAGCGCGCAUUUCAAGGAGGGGGAUUACCACUCAGGGGAUGCCAAGAUGGUCUCACUUGGUUUAAAGAGUAAGAGGACGGCGAAGUUAAUUCCUACCGCCGUGCCGUCUGUGCAUGCAAACCACUCUGCCUGCCCUGUCCCGAGGUCGAGAGACACCGUCUGCCGCAAGCGAGAGAUUGCCACGGUAAGCAUCAUGCUAUAGCUGCUAAUUACAAGCUGCGCGUUAGCUAGCUCUGUGUAUUUUGCAUACCGUGUUCCCUUUGACACAGCCUCCUCUACAAGCAUGAUCAGUCUGACAUUAGAAGAGCAUAUUUCGUGAUUCACGAAUAUGAGCCAAAACAAAAUUGCCCUGAAGUAAAUGUCCAUAUCGUCAUGAAAGCUUCAUGGCUAGUGUUUGGAUCAGUGAUCGUCAUCAUCAAGCGGCUUUCACAACAGUGUGUUUGCGUUUUGUGUUAGUGCUAGACUGCUACGGUUCUCUUUCACAUAUACUGUAUUUGACCGUGACCGUGAUUUCUUUUUUAUAUACUUAUAUAUACUAUACUUUAUACUAAUAUACUUUUUUAUAUUUGUUUUCGCAAGAUGUUGACAGACGCCUCACAGCAGGAGACCGUGGCCAGUGUAGACACUGUGGAGAGUGUCGAUACUGGGGAUCAGCCCUUGCCCUCCUCCACUUCUGACGCUGGGACACAAUGUUAUUUGAAGCCCCCCCGAUGGUCUCACGCUGUGCAGGUUAACCUGAAGCCCAAGAUGGUUAGCGUGGGCACACAGACUUCAAUCAGCCCACAAACCUCCACUCCCCUCGCUAGUCCUGAACAGACAGUUGACGACGAUGAUGAUGAUAAUGCCACUGUCAUCAGUGACUUGUCGUGGGUGCCCGAAGAGCCGAUGGAUGAGGAGGAAUUGUUUGAUGAGGAGCCACCUUACACGUGUGACCCCCACCACAAGAACAUGCCAACCUGCAACCUCCUGUUAAGUGGGGCCAUUCAUUUUACUGGAUGUUUGGCCACACAGACACUAAGAAUGUUGACCCUGUUUGGCCUGCAGUGCAUCAGUGCCAGCAGUUUCUUUCGCCAUCAGCGCCGCUACACAAUCCCUGUAAUCGUUCAGGCCUGGCAGAAUGAUCAAGCCAAGAAUUUUAGUGACCUACGGGCAAUGGAUGGCGGGCUAGUUCUUGCUGGUGACUGCAGGUCAGAUUCUCCUGGGCACUGCGCAAAGUAUGGGUCAUACUCUCUGAUAGAGGACAGAGUGAACAAGGUGGUGGAUGUUCAGCUUGUUCAGAGCUCAGAGGUCCCCAACAGCUCAUGGUGUGAGCUUGAAGGGCUCAAGCGCAGUGUUGGCCUGCUGAGGGGAAACAACCUGCAUUUGGCAACGCUGAUCACGGACCGACAUCGCCAGGUUGCCAAAUGGGUGAGAGAGGAGCUGAUCCCUGAAGGGACACAGCAUUAUUUUGACGUGUGGCACAUUGCCAAAAGUCUGGGGAAGGCAUUGGAUGCAGCAUCCAAAGAGUGUGACCAACUACAGUUGUGGAGGCCAGCUAUAGUGAAUCACCUCUAUUGGACUGCAGCCUCAACCCCAGAUGGCAACCCAGCGGUCAUGGAGGCCAAAUGGAGAAGUUUAGUGAACCACAUCCAGGACAUCCAUGACCAUGACACCCCUGCCUUCUCCAGUUGUGCCCAUGGCCCUCUAGACGAAGAUCAGCGCAACAAAGAGUGGCUGGACCCAGGCUCAUUGGCAGCAGUCAAGUUGGAGAACAUAAUGAUGAGGGCUGCCUUGCUGAAAGAUGUUCGUCAGCUGUCUCCACAGCACCAGACCUUCUCCCUUGAGGCUUACUACUCCCUCAUCUUGCACUUCGCGCCCAAGCACACUGGGUUUUCAUACCUUGGGAUGUAUAGCAGGCUUCUCUUAGCGGCGCUGCAUUAUAAUCACAAUGCCAAUCGCGAGACAGCACGGAGAAGUGACGGGACGGAGAAGUACUGCGUGCGGUAUCCGCGCUUCAGAAAAGGUGCCCAUGUGGUGCGUCCCAUCAAAGAGGCAGCCUCAUACGGUUAUGCAACAUCAUUAAUGAAGGCCCUUCGGGAGAGCUACGCCAAUUCACCCGCGGUUCUUCGAGAGGUUGGCGCCAAUUUGUCCUCCGAUGCACCCGCCCCCAUCGCCAAAUCCUUCGAACAGAUUCCUAAGGAGGAGGCCAUCAGCCUCUACCUAGCCCGGCAGUCACGCUUCAAGAAAACCUAAUUUCACAUUAUUAUUUUUUUCCACGGACAAGUCCAAUGAUUUAGUUGUUAUUAUUUGCAUGAAAUUUCUUUGUAUAUAAUUCAAAAUAAUUUGGUAAUCAUUUUACCUGUGCCUUGUCAACCUCUGUGUGCGGUGUUGUCUGGGCUCACUGUGUCUGCUUGAUGUGCUUUUGCAUGUAUCACUGCAUGUAUGCAUGCAUGAAAUAGUGUGCGUGUGUGUGUGUGAGAGAGAAAGAGAACCAUCAACUGACCCUCGGGUAUGACUACACUAUUGCAGAAUUAAUUAGAAUUAGAAUUAAACAUUGCGGGUCUAGCCCUUCAUCAGUGUUCCUUGUAUGUUUUGUGCCUAACCAUUUUUUUAUAUAGAUUUAAUUCCAACCUGUGUCUUUGUUCAGUAACCAUUACAAGCAAUGCCAAUCAACUUUUUUUUAUCCAAAAUGCAUGUGUUCUGUGUACUUUAUAACAUUUUAAGGGCAAUUGAAUGAUCACAACAGAAUAAGCAUAACUAUUAUUUUUAUUCAUUUUCAUCCAAACAAGGCCAUUGAAAGCCCUGAUAGGUCUGGUCAUCAUUCUGGAAUUGCUGUCUGAUGGUUGAAACCACACAAGAGGGUAGAGGCUUCCUUAUACUCCUCCCUAAAACGCCAUAAGCCCAGCGUAUAGCUUGCCUGUACGCAGUGUACCGGUAUUGCCUAGGGAUAAGUAGGAAAGAUUCUUAAGUUUAAAACUCUGUAAGUAGGUUGGAAACGUCAUUUUAAGCCUGUUUCUUAUGCAUGUUUAUUGUGUAUGCAACACAUCUCCUGUCACCUAUAACUGUUGGUUCAAAUGACUCAGUGUAAAAAGAUUUGUAAAGUAAACAUAAACCAUGAACAUA
Messenger RNA from Gadus macrocephalus (Pacific cod), 3506 nucleotides. RefSeq lists its product as uncharacterized. The record is from RefSeq and is a predicted model, not a curated record. The transcript is spliced from 10 exons. The coding region runs from base 984 to 2636 and encodes 550 amino acids. Lineage: Eukaryota; Metazoa; Chordata; Actinopteri; Gadiformes; Gadidae.